AUGCCCUCAGAAACAGUCUGCGUCUGCAACCUGCCUGCUGCGCCCAAUUUUGCAGCGCACCUCCUCGAGCACACUGCCGCCAAAGAGGAGUUCAUCAUCGAGCAGUACACGCAAGUCCUGGAAGCUGCUGAGGAUCAGUAUCUGAGGCUCGGGGAGUUGCUGAUGGAGACCGAGAAAGGGAGCUUCGAGGCGAGAGCGUUGCAGGGCGUGUUGGAUCACGUUAGGGAGACGAUGGUACGGAAUGAGGAGAGCUUGAGGAUGGUUAGGGAGUCGUUAUGGAAGAAGUUCGAGAAGGACGACGGGGAGGCCAGGUUAUCAACAAUGUCGGGCAUUCCAGUGUACACCUCGAGCCCUAUCACGGCAACAAAGGCAUCUGGCACAACCACGCAAACAGCAGCGUCUCCCCAAAACUUUCCUCUUGCUACAAGCACCACCUCAGCUUCCACUCCCAGGUCCACUUCCACAGGCGCUUCUGCUUCGUCGUCAAUAUACCCUCAAGCCAAACCAGGAGCUGCGGCUAUUUCUGAUCCCACAGCGGCAGCGCAAAGCUAUGCGCCUGCACAACCAACCCCUACAACUAGAACUGGUGACAUGCAACCUCCAGCUCCUCAGCCAGGUGCUGUUCCUACCCCGUUGAACAGGAGCGUCGUACCACCUCCCCCCAAAGCUGGUGAGACGUACCAACCUCCCCCGACGGCUGCUCCCAUGCCUCCCCAGAUGGGAUACGCUCCUCCGACCAUGACCUACGGAUCUCAGCCUCUUAAAUCAUCAACCAGUACAACCAACACCCCAUCCGUUCCCUACCCGGUCGGGAUACCUUCUGCUGCUGAUGAUCCACGCCGAAGUCUGGAACAUCCUCCUGGAUACCAUCAGGACGUCUACGCUUCAGAGCUCACCAGUGAUCAAAGGAGAGCACACGAAGCCGAACUAGCGAACAGCUCUUCUGUUUUCGGGUCUCUAGACAACGGAAGUGCUGGCGGCUUUGAAGCUGAUGGAGUCUGGAACACUGCGAAGAAAUGGGCGCAACAAGCCGGAGAAAAGAUAUCGGCGACCGAACAAGAGGUUUGGAAGAAGAUCAAUAAGAACUAG
Molecule: messenger RNA, 1089 nt
Organism: Drepanopeziza brunnea f. sp. 'multigermtubi' MB_m1
Lineage: Eukaryota; Fungi; Ascomycota; Leotiomycetes; Helotiales; Drepanopezizaceae
Source: RefSeq, a predicted model, not a curated record